AUGACUGCACUAUUAGAUAUGAAUAAUGACUGGUGCUUUAACAUUGACCGAGGGAUGUUAAACGGUGUCGUCUUCUUAGAAUUAAAGAAAGCUUUUGACACCGUUGAUCAUCUUAUUCUUGUGACCAAAUUAGAAUAUUUAGGAUUGGAAAAAAUAGCGGUUGAUUGGUUUCGAUCCUAUCUGAGUGACAGGUACCAAAGAUGCUUUGUCAAUGGGUGUUUGUCAGAUGAGAUUAAAAUUACUUGUGGUGUUCCCCAAGGCUCUGUACUUGGACCUCUACUCUUUCUCAUAUACAUCAACGAUUUGGCAUCUUGCUUUGAUCACGGCACUGCACGAAUGUAUGCUGAUGAUACAAAUUUGUUCUUUUCUGCAUGUAUUCCUGUUGAACUUCAGCGUCAAAUGGAACGUGAUUUAAGAAAACUUGAAUUAUGGCUUAAAGCUAAUAAAUUAACUCUAAACGCCUUAAAAACUGAAAAUAUGAUUAUAGGAACUCGGCAAAGGAUUGCUUCAUUGAUCGACGAUGUUGCACUUUCUAUUGGAGGUAUUUCACUUUGUAAAGUAGGCUAA
Messenger RNA from Paramuricea clavata, 567 nucleotides. The record is from the annotation of a GenBank genome assembly. NCBI's taxonomy places the organism in Eukaryota, Metazoa, Cnidaria, Anthozoa, Malacalcyonacea, Plexauridae.